Molecule: messenger RNA, 5154 nt
Organism: Dreissena polymorpha
Lineage: Eukaryota; Metazoa; Mollusca; Bivalvia; Myida; Dreissenidae
Product: prickle planar cell polarity protein 3-like
Exons: 12
Coding region: 316-2013 (565 amino acids)
Molecular function (GO): zinc ion binding
Source: RefSeq, a predicted model, not a curated record
GCGGAAGGAACUUUUCUUGGAUGCUUUUCAGACUCUAUUUUGAAGGUUUCAAGACAGUGAAUAGAAGUCCGGAAAGAAAUAUAUGGGCGAAUCAGUUGUUUUUUGGCACUAUAUCUGAGAUAGAAACUUAGAUUUCGUCAAAUUUAUUUAUUUAUAACACACAGCACUUUAACAGUUGAAAUUUCAGGUGUUUCAUGUACAAUUUUCUAUCACAUCGUUUAAUUUCUGAGAAGGACCAUGUUGGAUUGAUAACAAGAUAAAUGAUAUAUGUUUGGUGCAUUUGUGGAUACGGAAAGUUCACUUUAGUUCAGAAUAAUGUGGGAGGGGGAGACUUUGGAGUUUGUCUCCCAGAAUCUUCAUGCUCAACAAGCGUUGCUGGACGUCUUUGAAAAUGGUGGCAACAUUCAUAGAACGGAGUGUGUGGUGAAUGAAGUGGAUGUAGGUCAGCCCUGCUUAGCCUGUGAGGACAAGUGCACCGGCUUCAAGUCCCAUGAAUGGAGGAGUACGUGUUCCGUGUGCCGCUGUCCAAGGGAGCUCCAUGACAUCUACAACGACAACUUUGUCAAUGUUCGAGACCGCCUCGGCUGGCGCCGUGACGACGACCCUCAGACGCACUCGACGAAGGAGCAGACACUACGACAUGGGUACUCCUGGGUACCAGCCGGGCUGACUAGAGAUGAGAUUGAAGAGUACAUGGAACAGCUUCCAAACCACAAAGUCCCGAAACUGAACUCGCCCGGGGAGAAGUACAGGGACAUACAGUUAAUAUACCAGCUGCCCAAACAGGACCUCUCCAGCGAGUACUGCAAGUCACUUGAGACUUCCAUGGAGAUGAAGGAGUUUAAAGUGUUCAGAGAGCUACGAGACAGCAUCGCCAUGGACAUGGGGGUCGUGAAACCUGCUCAAAACAACACAAGUUGCAGCAACUGCAGUGGUGAGAUCGAAGGCGGGGAGCUAGUGGUUGUCGCCACAAAGCUCAGCACGGACGUCUGCUACCACCCGGCAUGUUUCGUGUGCUGCACGUGCGAGGAGCUACUGGUCGACCUCACGUAUUGCCAGCACUCGCGCAGGCUAUACUGCGAGAGGCACUACGCCGAGCUGAUACGCCCGCGUUGUCCCGCCUGUGAUGAGUUGAUAUUUUCGGCUGAGUACACAAAGGCGAUGGACCAGAACUACCACAAGGAUCACCUGGCGUGCAAGAACUGCGACAAGAAACUGAUUGCUUGCCGCUACAUCCUCAAGGAAGAGCACCCUCACUGCAUCCCCUGCUACCAGGAGCUCUUCGCACACAACUGUGAGGAGUGCAAGAAACCCAUCGGCCCAGACUACAAGGACCUGUCCUACAAGGAACAUCACUGGCAUGAGUUCUGUUUCAAGUGCUUUGAAUGCGAGAAAUCACUGGUGGAUCAGCCGUUUGCGCCGAAGAAUGAGCGCAUCUUCUGCGCCGACUGUCAUGACAAUAACUUUGCUGCCAGGUGUGAUGGAUGCACGAAGCCAUUUAAAGGAGGUAUGAAGAAGUUUGAGUACAAGGGAAAGCAAUGGCAUGAAGAAUGCUUCACAUGCAUGGUGUGCAGUGAGCCAAUCAGAAACAAGAGCUUCAUCCCCCGUGAUGAGCAAGUCGUCUGCGUGCCCUGCUAUGAGAGGGACUUUGCCCAGAAGUGCACCAAGUGUAGCGGGGUGAUCAACAAAGGGGGCGUGGCGUACAAGAACAUGCCAUGGCACCGUGAGUGUUUCACCUGCACCAACUGCAACAAGGAGCUGGCCAAGGAGAAGUUCACGUCAAAGGAUGACAAGCCGUAUUGCGCCGACUGCUAUGGGGACAUGUUUGCCAAGAAGUGCUGCCGAUGCACCAAGCCCAUCACUGGUUUCGGAGGAACGAAAUUCAUUUCGUUUGAAGAGCGUCACUGGCACAGCGAUUGUUUCGUCUGCUACAAGUGUGAUGCCUCCAUGGUAGGGCGCGGUUUUCUGGUCAACGAAGGAGAUAUUCUUUGCCCUGAGUGUGGCAGAAAUUAAAACCAACACUUUUUGUCUCAAAACACUUAUCCUAUCUAGGUAAUUUAAUUUAAUGAAAUUAACUACUUUGUAUUUAUAGCACAUCCCAUCUUGUUUGUCGACUUGUUUGCAAAUAAUGAAACUUUAAAUAAAAAUGGAGAAAAGAUGUUAUUUUGUUUGUAGAAAAAAAUACCAGUUAAACUUGAAAUAAAAAUGGAGAAAAGGUGUUAUUUUGUUUGGAGAAAAAAAUACAAGUAUACUGCUUGUAGAAAACAUGAUAGAUUGAGAGUAUUAAAUCAUGCUGCAAACAUUUUUAAAUCAAUAUAUUUCCAGAAUGACUUACUUCAUUGUGUAUCUGAUCACAUUUGUUUUUCAUUUGUUAACUAUACAAAUAAUGUAUAUGAAAUUAAAUUAAUUCUUCAGUGUAAUUAAUACUGUACAUAUUUUGUGUUUGUCAAGAGGUUCAUUAUUUUAAAGAAUGCAGUCAAACGAGCUCUGUUUUUAUGGGUAAUGUAUGCUUAAGUUGUUGGUGCUUUGGUGUACGUACACAUUUGUCAGAAAAGCAAUAAUUAUCACUUGUUUCUUGUCACAUUAGUUGCAUGGUGCUUUUUAAUAAUAGCAUAUGAUAUGUAAUGUGUUAUAUAUGGUUGAGGUGUCUUUUGAAAACAAGCACUGAUUUUUACAUUCUGACCUGGAGAAUAAUUUGAAACAUUAUUUGUCUGCAGUUAAUUGGGAAAAAAUGUGCUCUAACUUUUAUAAACAUUUUUAUAACUAUCACUUGUUAUUAAGCUUUUUAAGAUUUUAAUGUAUAUAUUAAUAUUUUUUAUAUAGAUAUGCCUGCUAAACACCAGUGAUUUUCCACAUAAAUGAAAUGAAUUAUUUGAUUUUUUUUUAUUGGACACAAAAUUGUAAACAUUUUACAGACUGCAAAAAGAUUGUCUUUCACUAUUUAUUUGAAUCUCGUUUUGUAAAGUGACACAAUUAUAUAAUAUAUGUAGGAUUGAAUUGUAGAACAAGUUGAUUAGCAUAUUAAUAAUUAGAUUAGGUUAUUAAAAUUAAGAAAAUGCAAACUACUUACAUGAUGUAUACGAUUUUAUAUACAAAAAAUAAUCUAAAUUAAAAUUAAGAUACAUAAAGGGAAUUUUGGAAGAUUGUAAAUUAUUUAAUAGACGUACUGAAUGAAUAAUUCUUCAUAUUUAUUGUGAAUUUUUAAUACAAGUUGUUAUUAACUAAUGUCAGAUAUUAAAUUGUUGAAUUGGUCAAGUUUUUUUUAUUUUCAAUACAAGUUGUUACUAACGUUCGAUAUUAUUUUGUUGAAUUGGUCAAGUUGUAUUAUGUAUAGUUUUACGGCGUUAAAGCUAUUAUUUGUACAGUAGGACUGUUUGUUUUGGAAUCUGAAGAAAUUACAAGUUGUUUGAAUGAUAUAAUCUAUUUGAAUAUACUUAUUGGUGAUUUGUGAUUUUAGCUUAGAUGAAGCAUAUUAUUAUGCAAGUUAUACUUGAACAGUUUAGUUAAUUUAACGGUUGUUUGGAGAUUUUUAUGCCCCCCUUCGAAGAAGAGGGGGUAUAUUGCUUUGCACAUGUCGGUCUGUCGGUCGGUCGGUCCACCAGGUGGUUUCCGGAUGAUAACUCAAGAACGCUUGGGCCUAGGAUCAUGAAACUUCAUAGGUACAUUGAUCAUGACUCGCAGAUGACCCCUAUUGAUUUUGAGGUAACAAGGUCAAAGGUCAAGGUCACAGUGACCCGAAAUAGUAAAACGGUUUCCGGAUGAUAACUCAAGAACGCUUAGGCCUAGGAUUAUGAAACUUGAUAGGUAGAUUGAUCAUGACUCGCAGAUGACCCCUAUUGAUUUUCAGGUCACUAGGUCAAAGGUCAAGGUCACGAUGACCCGAAAUAGUAAAAUGGUUUCCGGAUGAUAACUGAAGAGCGCUUAUUCCUAGGAUCAUGAAACUUGAUAGGUAGUAAACUUGAUAGGUAGAUUGAUCAUGACUCGCAGAUGACCCCUAUUGAUUUUCAGGUCAAAGGUCACUAGGUCAUGGUGACCCGAAAUAGUAAAAUGGUGUCUGGAUGAUAACUCAAGAACGCUUAUGGCUAGGAUCAUGAAACUUCAUAGGUACAUUGAUCAUGACUGGCAGAUGACCCCUAUUGAUUUUCAGGUCACUAGGUCAUAGGUCAAGGUCACAGUGACAAAAAACAUAUUCACACAAUGGCUGUCACUACAACGGAGAGCCCAUAUGGGGGGCAUGCAUGUUUUACAAACAGCCCUUGUUAUUGUUAUAUUUAGAGCAAUUUAACAUCAACAGCCAUGGUAAUGAAUGCAUUUAUCUUGAAAGACAGCUGGAAUGGUAUGUGGUUGAAAAAACAUACAUUGAACAGAUUUUUUCUCUUUAACAUAUCUGAUUAAGUGCUGUUAUACAUAGACAUGAUAAAGGUCAACAACUUCGGUGAAGAAAAGUUUCACAAGGCAUUCAAUUAAAGAAAUAAUGAGGCCAUCAGUUGAUGAAUAAUAACUUUAUGAUCAUUCCUAUUGUCAUUAUUCACAUGGCUUCCCAAACAGCAUCUCUUUUUUUCUCUUCAUAAUGCACCAGUUAAAUUUCAAAUUACCAGUACUAGAAAGUUUAUUUUACUAUAAAUGUUAUUGUUAAAUGGAGAGAAACAAGACUGGUUUGUAAAAAACAUAGUGAACCAAUGGCUUUAAUUGUAUUAAAUUUCCAUAUAAAAUACUCACCAUGCAACAAUAGGGUCUUAUUACAUUUACAAUACACUAUUUAUAAUUUAUAUAUAUAUAUAUUUAUAAUACCUUGUAAAUUAACAAACAUUUCUGCUUUAUUUAAAUCGACAUCUUCGACAAUUUAUGAGACCCUUCAAUCAAGUUGUAAGGUAUUUGGUUGAGACUAUCACCGCUACCACUUUACCCUCUCCCACUUUGAAGCAAAGUGAAAAUGGCUAUGUGCAAACAGCAUAAAACUAGAACAGCCUGCGAGUAACUCACAGUCUGUUCAGGUUUUAUGCUGUUAGCUGCUCAUCAGAAUCUAAGGGCUGAAAAUGAAGCCUUUAAAACUUGAAUCUAGUAAGAAAGGCCUUGUGAAUCUACAUGCAUUUGUAAUAUGUAUUCAACAAGUUGUAUAAGGUGCCAAAUGGAAAUAAAUUUGUUAGAAUUUCA